This is a messenger RNA of Rangifer tarandus platyrhynchus (Svalbard reindeer), 375 nucleotides long. Lineage: Eukaryota; Metazoa; Chordata; Mammalia; Artiodactyla; Cervidae. The record is from the annotation of a GenBank genome assembly.
AUGAUAACAUACAUUGUAUUUAUUUUAAGUAUUAUUUUUGUGCUUGGUUUUGUAGGAUUUUCUUCAAAACCUUCGCCUAUUUAUGGGGGAUUAGGUUUAAUUGUGAGUGGUGGGGUUGGUUGUGGAAUUGUAUUAAAUUUUGGUGGGUCUUUCUUAGGUUUGAUAGUUUUUUUAAUUUAUUUAGGAGGAAUAAUAGUGGUUUUUGGUUAUACAACGGCUAUGGCUACAGAGCAGUAUCCUGAGAUUUGGGUGUCUAAUAAAACCGUUUUAGGAGCAUUCAUAACUGGCUUGCUAAUAGAAGCUGUGAUGGUUUGUUAUGUGUUGAAAGAUAAAGAAGUAGAAGUUGUAUUUCAGUUUAAUGGUCUUGGGGAUUGA